AUGGCUACUGACAACACAGUCCAGCAGCUUGCCGGAGCCGUCCUCCCGACGGCCCUCCGUGAGCUUCUUGGAGCACAGGGCCAAAUCAAGGAGAUCGCAGAGUACUUUGAGCAAGCGUACGCAGCCGAUGCCGACAAGAACAAGGUCUUUUCAGAGACGCAGGUCUACACCAAGAAUGCUCUUGGCAACGUUGCCUUUCAUGUCAAUGUUGUGGGCUCGCACAUGGUCUCCUUCCUCAACAAGCAGUUUGAUGAGCUCGAUACCAUGCAGCUCCAGUUUGACGCCGUCAUGUCGAGGCUGAACAACGCUCGCUAUACCCUUGGCCUCUCGAACUUGUCCUCCUACCUCGCUCCUCGCAUCUACAAGACUCGCCCGGUCUCUACUCCUCUCAAGGGCGAUGCCGUUCCCGAGGGCGCUCGCAUGCUUGAUCGCUACGAGCGCCGUCCUGUCGAUCUCUCCUCCCUCGACGAUGUCGGCAUCACCCUCCCCCCGCGUUGA
Messenger RNA from Thecamonas trahens ATCC 50062, 498 nucleotides. RefSeq lists its product as uncharacterized. Bases 1 to 498 code for a protein of 165 amino acids. Gene Ontology annotation, molecular function: SH3 domain binding. The record is from RefSeq and is a predicted model, not a curated record. The transcript has 2 exons. NCBI's taxonomy places the organism in Eukaryota, Apusomonadida, Apusomonadidae.